Molecule: messenger RNA, 1749 nt
Organism: Cucumis melo (muskmelon)
Lineage: Eukaryota; Viridiplantae; Streptophyta; Magnoliopsida; Cucurbitales; Cucurbitaceae
Product: exocyst complex component EXO70H1
Exons: 1
Coding region: 1-1749 (582 amino acids)
Biological process (GO): exocytosis
Cellular component (GO): exocyst
Molecular function (GO): phosphatidylinositol-4,5-bisphosphate binding
Source: RefSeq, a predicted model, not a curated record
AUGCCAAAAAAUGGGAAGAAGAUUUUUGGAUUUUGCUCAAAGGUGUUAUCGCCUUUGGUCUCUCCUAGUUACUCCAACAAUUCUUCUUCAACCUCGGAAGUUGCUUCCGAAUCGAUGAUUGAUCGGACUUUGCAAUCCGCUGCAGAAAUUAUCAACAAAUGGAGCACGGAAUCCUUGGCCUAUACCGAAGUGUCCUCCAUGUUUCACCAUAGCAAACAAGAGGCCUUGCGAUUCAUCCGAUGUGUCAACGAACUCCAAAAGGUUAUGUAUCUCUUGACCUCUAAGAAACUUGUGUUUUCUCAUAGAUUGAUGCAGAUUGCGAUGAAGAGACUUCAGAUUGAGUUCUAUCGGAUUCUUUCCGUGAAACGCGAACCGUUCGAUGUAGAAUCGAGUCCAGUCCGAGUUCGUACAGCAGAGGAUUGUGAUGUGAGGAAAAUUUCAUCCGUCGCCAUGGCGGAUCUGAGAGCGAUAGCUGAUUGUAUGAUCUCCACUGGUUAUACGAAAGAAUGUGUUGAAAUUUACGGAACUGUUCGCAAAUCUGUUGUCGACGAAGGAAUGUAUCGUCUCGGCAUCGCGAAGUUUUCAUCGCAAAUUAUCCGUAAGAUGAAUUCUGAAGCCGUUGAUUUGAGAAUCACGAAGUGGUUGGAAGGUGCGAUUACUGCAAUAACAACGAUUUUCAAUGCGGAGCGAGAUUUAUGCGAUUACGUUUUCGCGAGUUCCGAAUCCGUUAGGGAAUCUUGUUUCACCAAAACGUGCAAAGACGGUGCUAUGAUUCUGUUUGCAUUUCCAGAAGUUAUCGUGAAGAAUCAGAAAUCGCAGAAGAACUUGUUCUACUCACUCGAUAUGUUCACUGUCAUAUUCGAGAACUGGUCAAGAAUUGAAUCGAUCUUCUCAUUUGAAUCCACUGAAGUAAUUCAAUCACAAGCCAUCGCCUCGCUCAGCGUUCUAUCGGAAUCAAUCUCCGCAGUGCUCUCAGAUUACGAAUCCUCCAUUCAAAACGACUCCUCGAGUUCACUCUCCGUCGAUGGCGGAAUACACUCGUUAUCUCUCCAGUCCAUGGACUGCCUCUCUCACCUCGCCGAGUACCGAGAAAUCCUCUACAUAAUCUUCUCCCGGUGGCCGCCGCCAAAGAAAUCAACUCUUCCGUCCGAUUCUAAUUCCAGUUCUUUAGAUUCCGACGAUUCUCCAAUUUCAUCAGUUUCUUCAUACAUGGCGCGGAUAAUCUUCAUCCUCCUCUGCAAGCUCGACAGUAAAGCAAGGCAAUGCGACGACAUUUCACUCUCAUACCUUUUCUUAGCCAACAAUGUCCGAUUCGUCAUCUGGCAGGUCCAAAGCUCCAACCUCCACUAUCUUCUCGGAGAGGAAUGGAUCGAACUGCACAAAGGAAAAGUAAAACAGUACAUCGACAGUUACGAGCGAUUGGCAUGGGGAAAAGUAAUCUCGACGCUGCCGGAAAAUCCGACGGCUGCUCUUACGACGGCGGAAGUGGCGGAGGUUUACGAUAACUUCAAUUCGAGUUUCAAAGAAGCGUACCGGAAACAGAGAUCUUGCAUCGUACCGGACCCGAAACUCCGAUUCGAAAUAUUGUCGAUAGCGAAAAGCUGGUUGCCGGUGUACCGGGAAUUUUACAACACGCACAGAUUUCCGGUGGGGGAAGAGGUAAUUGCAAGAUUGACCCCUGAAGAUGUAGAAAAUUACUUAUCUUACCUAUUUUUUCCACAGGUUGAAUCACAUUCAUUACCCAACUAA